Elgaria multicarinata webbii is the source of this 874-nucleotide messenger RNA. RefSeq names its product major royal jelly protein 5-like. The record is from RefSeq and is a predicted model, not a curated record. Bases 35 to 874 code for a protein of 279 amino acids. Lineage: Eukaryota; Metazoa; Chordata; Lepidosauria; Squamata; Anguidae. The transcript is spliced from 22 exons.
GGACAGAGUGGAUCAUUUGGCAGCAGCAGUCAAUAUGGACAGGGUGGACAGAGUGGAUCAUAUGGUGGCAGCAGCCAAUAUGGACAGGGUGGACAGAGUGGAUCAUAUGGUGGCAACAGCCAAUAUGGACAGGGUGGACAGAGUGGAUCAUUUGGCGGCGGCAGCCAAUCUGGACAGGGUGGACAGAGUGGAUCAUAUGGUGGCAGCAGCCAAUAUGGACAGGGUGGACAGAGUGGAUCAUAUGGUGGCAGCAGCCAAUCUGGACAGGGUGGACAGAGUGGAUCAUAUGGUGGCAGCAGCCAAUAUGGACAGGGUGGACAGAGUGGAUCAUACGGUGGCAGCAGCCAAUAUGGACAGGGUGGACAAAGUGGAUCAUAUGGCGGCAGCAGCCAAUAUGGACAGGGUGGAUCAUAUGGCGGCUACCCAUAUGGACAGGGUGGAUCAUAUGGGGGCGGCAGCCAAUAUGGACAGGGUGGAUCAUAUGGUGGCAGCAGUCAAUAUGGACAGGGUGGAUCAUAUGGCGGCUCACAAUAUGGCCAGGGUGGAUCAUAUGGCGGCAGCAACCAAUAUGGAGGACAGGGUGGACAGAGUGGAUCAUAUGGUGGUGGCAGUAACCAAUAUGGCCAGGGUGGAUCAUACGGCAGCAGUAGCCAAUAUGGAAAGAACUCCUCUUCUUCAGGAGGCAGUCAGCCUGGUGGACAGAACUCUACUACUUCAGGAGGCAGCCAGCCUGGUGGACAGGUCUCGUCAUCCCCUUCAGGCAGUCAGCAGAGUGGUCCGAGCUCAUCAUAUUCUGGUGGACAGAGUGGAUGUUAUUGCCCAGGCUGGGUUUAUGGUUCCUACCCUGGAGGUGGUGGACGAGGCAAUCAAGUAA